AUGCACGAUGAAUUCAGCCUCCUGGGUAUGCCACCGGUGUCGAACAACCUGAUUUCGCCAACGAACACGUUCUUCCAGUCGACACGAAUCGAGCCGCAAUCGGAGUGGUCGCUGGAUGACAACUUUGAUCUCGACGAGGCCGACAUUGACGACUUUUUUGCAUCGUCGUCCAAGAAAGAGACCAAGAGCGUGGCGACACCAUUUGCUCAGCCACUCAGCGCUGCGUCCCCGGCGGCCCCGACGCCCACCCCUGGCCCUGCUACGGCAUCGACAGCAUAUCAGCCCAUGUCGCCGGCGUAUGCCACGCCGCAAUACCACGGCAUCAGCACGCCCUUUGGCACGUCAACGCCAAAGUAUGUCAACGGAACCCCGACCGGACUAAACUCGCCUCUCGACGAUGCAGGCGACCAUUUCAUGGCCGACCCAACCAUCCUCGAGGAUCCGGCUGUCGACAAGAGCGAGAGGCUCGAGCACACCUCGCCCGAAGCCCUGACACACCUUGCCAAGCACGAGCCCUUCCGGAUUCGCGUGCUGGAUUCGUCGCCAGAUGUCGGGACGGACAGCAAUGUUCCAGAGCAGUGGCUCUCCAUCAACAUCGACCACCCCACUGUCUUUGGACACGAUGGCAAGUACGGGCCAGGGGGCAAGUGGAGCUACCACCCAAGUCCGGCACUACCGGUGGAGCAAACGAGUGCGAUGGCCGUGGAUGGCGACGAUUCCUCAGACACCAGCUCGAGCUCGGACAGCGACUCACUGUCCACCGAUGAGUCCGAGGCCGGCGAGAUUCACGAAGCCCCUGUCAUCAGCUCAGCAUCCUACCAGCGCAGCGUUGUGGCGAUGAUGUACCAUCAGAACAUCGAGUUUUGUGCGCGAUUUGGCUCGACCAUCGGAUCAACUGCUGAAGGCAGGCCAUUCGGCGGCUCGAGUGAGCCCCCGGCCGUGAUCAAGGAGCUCAUCUCCGAUGGCUGGCAUACAAGCCCCGAAGGCAUCGCCGAGUUGUCCAUGUUUUCAGAGUACAUGGCUCUGGGCGUCGACUGGCAGCGUGAGCUUGAGAAAAGCUACGGAGCCCCCGCAACACUGAGCCUCGAGGAGAACGUCGUACCGCAUGAGCUGCUACUGAGCGACAUUGGGUCGGCGUUUUCGCUGCUCUCCGAAGCCAUCGGCCGCGCCCCUGGCGAGUCUCGCGGCCCGCUGUCGAUCGAACAAUAUCACGACAUACACGAGGAUACCGAUCGCUACUCCAAGUACGGCAAGUUCGCGCUGAAGAAACGGAAGCGACAAAAUGACCAGUCCGUACUCGAGGCGUUCCCGAGCCCGGAUAUCGUGGUGUCUCACAAGCAGUGCCCGUUCCUCCGUCUUAACGUGAGCGCAGUUCCAUUCUGGGGCAAGCUUGGGCUCAAAUCAUACAGCGGCCCCAAGGACAUCAAAUGGCUGAGUGUCGUCCCACCGGCGCCCGAAAUCCGGAAGAAUCUGAUGGCGUUUUGCGAGGACGUUGGGGCCAUGUACGAGGCAUAUCAGUACGGCCACUACGCUCGCAUGGGCAACUCGAACGUGACCAUGAACUCGGGCAUUCUUAAAAUCGAUGUCAAAGGCGCCGGAACCCUCGAGUCGGACGUGGCCGCCUACAUUCGAACGUACAAGGCGCAGAUGAAGACCCUUGCCGACUACCUGGUCGCAUCCAAGGGCAUCGAGGAUCUGGCUGGGCACGAACGUUCCUACAUUGUUGUGUAUAUCGUCAAUCCCUUCGAGCACCGCACCGAGAUCCUGCUGAAGCUCCUCUCCGGAUACGAUCACUUGCUGCAACUGAUUGCCGAAAAGACCCCAAGAGCCAUGUCAUAUGCGGAACUGCGGUACCGGAUCGUCCCUGCGAUCCUGCCUCAUUCCGUGCUGACGGAGCGGUAUGCCCCUGGGUCAUUCAGCAGCGUCCGCCUGGUUAUGGACGGCAUCUACCGGUCAUGUCGGCGGGUGCUUUCGAAGAGCGGCGACCAGUCAGCCGUCAGCCCGCUGUUUGCCCCGCCGUUUGUCGCCGCACAAGCCUUGGUCCACCCGCAGUACUCGCUAGCAGGCAGAGUUCCAUCAAGCCCGCACCUCGUGAUGGAGCCGGACCGGCUGCUGCACGUAUCUUACGCCAUCGACAGUCGGUGGGUUUCGGUGCUGUGGUGCGACGCAAUCGGCGAGCUCAUGGAAUGCGCCAGCUUCAACGUCGACAGCUGCGGUGGACGCCGAGGGGUCUUUCACGAGAUCUGGGCUCGGACGCUGCGGAUCACCAAGAUGGGAGGAUUCUUGUGGCGGAUUAUCCUCGCCCGGAACAAAUCCAUCGGCAACGCAGAGCUAGAAGACUGGAAGUGGGUGCUCUCGGACUUUGUCUGCAAGACGUCGCGGCAGCCGCCGACCGCCAACUCGAGUCCAGAUCUGUCAUGGGCCAGCGAGCUCGCUGCUCUGACCAACGACCAGUCCUCGUCGCCGAUCAACCUUAGUAUACCUGGAACGCCCAUGGAGGUGCCGAGUCGAGCUGCAGCUUCUCCGCUCAGCCAUCAGCCAGCCGGACAGCCGCGACAGCACCAUCGCGCCGAAGCCAGGGACAUUGACCCGUCGGGAUCCUUGAUGGUGUCGUCUGUGUCGAUCGUCGCGCUUGCCCCCAGCUCCAAGCUCAGAGUGUUCGAGUCGCUCCGCACACAGGGGGCGCUGCCGGUCAUGCUCGACAACGUCUCGACGCUAUACUCGAUGCCCCAGAAGGACGUUUCGAUCGCACCGAGCUUCCGCAACUUUGGCUUCUGGCUGGGUCACCAUCGGGUGCCCAUGACCGACCUCGUGCCGCUCGUCACGGGCUACUUUCUCAACCUGCGCCGAUCGCCGCUGCCGACGAUGGCGGCGUUUUCAAGCACGCCCGCCCGGGUGUCCGAAGUCGGGCUGGUCUGGCAUCACCAAAGCUGCUUUGCCGAUCCAAAGUGCACUAAUUUUUCGCUGUGGCACCCUGAGUCGGAGCACCAUCAGCAACCUUCGCACCAACAGAAUCCUCAAAGCGAGACCCCGACUCUUGUCAACCCGUCGCAUGUUGCCAUCCUGCGGGACGUGCUAAAGAUGUACAACGGACUCUCGGCUCUGUCGGGAGAUCAAUCGGGACUCUGGAUGUACGAGACGGUCGAGAGCAUCGUGAAUCGGCUGUCGAGUCUAUGA
This is a messenger RNA of Polychytrium aggregatum, 3177 nucleotides long. Its product is annotated as mediator complex subunit 13 C-terminal-domain-containing protein. Gene Ontology annotation, cellular component: mediator complex. Lineage: Eukaryota; Fungi; Chytridiomycota; Chytridiomycetes; Polychytriales. Bases 1 to 3177 code for a protein of 1058 amino acids. Gene Ontology annotation, molecular function: transcription coregulator activity. The transcript has 5 exons. The record is from RefSeq and is a predicted model, not a curated record. Gene Ontology annotation, biological process: regulation of transcription by RNA polymerase II.